Messenger RNA from Linum tenue, 1320 nucleotides. NCBI's taxonomy places the organism in Eukaryota, Viridiplantae, Streptophyta, Magnoliopsida, Malpighiales, Linaceae. The record is from the annotation of a GenBank genome assembly.
AUGGGAAACUACGUUGAGAAUUACGAUCUCAUCGUGAAGAAAUGGGAGCCCGUUUUGGUAACGCCAGCCGAGGAGACCAAGAGAGGAAUCUACUUCCUCUCCAACGUCGACGAGGAUGAAAACCUAGUCCGCACCAUUUACUGUUAUCACCAUAAGAAAACUAACGAUGACGAUCCUUCGGGAGUGAUCAAGAACGCUUUGAGCAAGGUUCUUGUCCACUACCACCCUCUCGCCGGCCGGCUGGUGACCACCACGGCAGACGAGGGGAGGCUCGCCGUGGAUUGCACCGGCGAGGGCGUGUUGUUCGUGGAGGCGGAAGCGAAUUGCCCAAUGGGCAGCAUUGACUUCUCCAAGCCUGAUGCGGAAACACGUGGCAAGUUGGUGUACGAGAUUCCUGGUGUGAAGAGCAUAUUUCAAAUCCCUCCUCUCAUGAUCCAGGUGACCAAGUUCAAAUGUGGAGGGUUCGUGCUGGGAGUCUCGUUCAACCAUCUCAUUGCAGAUGGACAAGCAGCCAUGGAAUUCAUUAACUCAUGGGCAGAAACAGCUCGUGGAUUACCACUCUCUGUCCAACCUUUCCUCGACAGAACCAUCCUCAAAGCUCGAAACCCACCAAGAAUUGAGUACCACCACGCUGAGUACGACGUCUUAGAAGAUAAGUCGUCGCCGACAAAUAACAAAGAAGAAACCAUCUACGACUACAUCUACAUCAACGAGCAAAUGAUCCAAAAGUUGAAGCGACAAGUCGCAGCUGAAAUCUAUGGGCCUAGUCCUCCAGGGCCCGUACAAUUUUGCAGCUCUUACGAGGCCCUCUCUGCUUUUGCAUGGAGAGCUCGAGCCAAGGCCCUGAAGAUGGCAGCCGAUCAAGAGACCAGAAUCCUUCUUGUGGUGAACACAAGGAACAAGUUCGACCCACCAUUGCCAAGAGGCUACUUUGGCAAUGCGAUCAAGUUCAUUAGUGCUAUAAGCUUGGCAGGUGACUUGGUCGACAAGCCACUUUCGUAUGCGGUUGGUAAAGUCCAAGAGGCUAUCAGAAGCGUUACGGAUAGUCAAUUGAGGUCAGGAAUUGAUUACUAUGAGGUGCAUAGGACCAAAAGACCAAUGGGUUGUACGAUGAUCUCGACUGCUUGGUCGCGGUUGGCUUUUGGUUCGACCGAUUUUGGCUGGGGAGAGCCAGUUAUGACUGGACCGGCGGAGUUGCCUGUGGAUGAGGUGAUCAUAUUUCUGGCUCAUCCAAAGGAGAAAGGUAGCUUGAAUGCGUAUGCUGGACUGCCAGCUUCUGCAAUGAGGAAUUUUCAAAAGUUGUGGCAAGAAAUCAUCUAG